Brassica napus (rape) is the source of this 1193-nucleotide messenger RNA. RefSeq lists its product as uncharacterized. The record is from RefSeq and is a predicted model, not a curated record. The coding region runs from base 229 to 1035 and encodes 268 amino acids. Lineage: Eukaryota; Viridiplantae; Streptophyta; Magnoliopsida; Brassicales; Brassicaceae. The transcript has 4 exons.
CUUCCUCUCUCAAUUACUACUAACUUGCUUUUUGGGUGCAACAACAAUUAAAAAGUUAGAGAGAGAAGAGCCAUUACCAAGAACACCACAGCACCACAAAAGCCUUCUCCUUUUUUAUUUUUAUUUCCAAGUCCAUGUAAGAAAAAAGAAAGGAUUACUCUUUGUUCCUUCUUUAUAUCAAAGUUCUUCUUUGGUGCAAACAAAAAUUCAAGAAUCUUUUUGUAUACGAUGAGAAUCCGGAAACGACAAGUUCCUCUUCCUCUUUCGUCUCUAUUACCUGUUCCUCUAUCAGAUCUCUACUUUAACAGGUCACCCACGACCACCACAUCUCCAUACUUUUGCGGCCAAGACAGAGACGGCGUUCUUGCUUCUCUUCUUCAGCUUCCGCCACCACCGGCGCCGGUUACUGAUCGAUUGAUUCAAAGAGAUGUGAUUAGGAAGAAUGAGAAGAAAGCUUUGAAGGAUGAGGAUGAUGAUGAUGAUGAUGUAGACGUGAAGAGUAGUACUGAUGCGUCUGGCAGCAAGAACCUUAAUCCCCUAGGAGAAUCCGACUCUUCAACACAAGUUGUCGAGAAGAAUGUUGUUACUUUGAGGAAGAGAAGAAGCUUUAUAAGCUUCGAGGAACAAGGAGAUGAUGAGGAGGAAGAAGAAGCUAAUCUUGGUAAAAAAGGGAAGAAGAGAGCCAAAAAGAGCGGUGCAUUAGAGGAAGGAUCACGGUGUAGCCGCGUUAACGGUAGAGGAUGGAGAUGUUGUCAGCAAACUCUUUAUGGGUAUUCUCUUUGUGAGCACCAUCUUGGUAAAGGAAGGGUAAGGAGCAUGAACAAGAGUGCAGGCCGUCGUGGCGGCGGCGAGAAAAAGGAGGUGGUGAUGGAAGUGAAGAAGAAGAAGAGAGUGAAGCUUGGAAUAGUAAAGGCGCGUUCCAUAAGUAGUUUGCUUGGACAAACCAGCACAAGUAGUGGUAAUGCUGAUGUUGUGGUUUCUGCUGAGAGUGAGAUAAGUGCACCUGCUGAUCAGUUUGCUGCUUACGAUAAGUAAGUCCGUCGAUCAGCAUUUACAGUUGUGUGUAUAUGUUUGUGUACAUAAUGACAAUGGACAUAGCUCUAUGUUUAUGAACACUGUGCCUGUCGAUUGAUCGAGGACUUGGCGUUUUCUCUUGAUCAUACAAUAUAUAUUUGGUGGAUGUUUCCUUUUCA